Molecule: messenger RNA, 540 nt
Organism: Bombyx mandarina (wild silkworm)
Lineage: Eukaryota; Metazoa; Arthropoda; Insecta; Lepidoptera; Bombycidae
Biological process (GO): mitochondrial translation
Cellular component (GO): nucleoplasm; mitochondrion; mitochondrial ribosome
Molecular function (GO): RNA binding
Source: RefSeq, a predicted model, not a curated record
CUUAAUAACCUACAACUAAAAAAUAAUUUAUCAAAACAUUCUGAAUAAAAGGUCGCCUAAUUUGUCGUAAAUAAUAAAUAAUCAAAUAUGAGGUUGCUCUCGGUACUCCGCGGGCCACCUUCCAGCAACAAUGCGAGAAGACCACAAAGAGAACCUGUUCCCUUCAAACUGUUAUUACCUCUGGAACUAAAGAAAACUGUUUCAGGAAAAGGAGACAAGCAAAAGGAAAGUGCAUGUAUGCAAGAAUUGGCUGUGAUGUUCGCUUGUUUUAAAAAAGCUGAUUUUAAUGAACAAAAAUGCCUUAAAGAGGUUACCGCUUUCAGUAGUUGUUUCAAAGAAUAUUCAGAAAGGAUGGCCACUCAAAGAGAACAAGGGAAAAAAGGAAUCCUGGUGCCCGGAGAGAAGAAGUUAACACAUCGACAAAUGAAUGAACUAUUAAAACGGUUUCCUCCCAAAAAGUAAUUGUUAUUGUUGUUAAAUGCAUAGUUUUAAUACAUAGUCCUUGGUGGUAUAGUUAUAAUAAAUUAUCUUACAAGCUUA